ACGCGCUCUGGGUGCCGGUGCCGGUCUUGUACGACCACUGCAACUAAUGUGUCACGCGUUUUGCAGCAGCAGCUAGCAGGAGUAAUCCUCUUGCCGGCAUGCAUGUGAGCCGAGCCGUGCAACCAACUGCGUGCCUCUCUGCUCUGGCUGCCUCGCUUCCUUCCUUUCUAUAAAGAUCCCACACGCACAAAUCAUGAGCCAGCCGCGCUUACAAGUGAAUGAGAGUGGGAGGAGAUCAUUCAGAUUUCACAUUUCAGAGAAGAAGGAGAAGCUCGCUGAGAGGAGAGAGGUCUAGCUAGAGUGUGUAGAGAGAGAGAGAGAGAGAGAGAGAGAGAGAGAGAGAGAGAUGGACUGGUACGCGUGGCUGUCGAAGGCGGGGCUGACGCCGGCGGCGACGUACGAGUACGGGCUGCUCUUCAGCGAGAACGAGCUGGAGCCGGGCGACGCGCCGGACUUCGACCACGACCUGCUCAAGAGCAUGGGCAUCGCCGUCGCCAAGCACCGCCUCGAGAUCCUCAAGCUCGCCCGGAAGGACGCCGCCGCCGCCGCCUCGUCCCAGUCCUCCUCCUCCGCGGCCGCCCGGCUCGCGCGCAGGGCCGGCAGGUGCAUCGCCCGGUGCGCGCGCCGGCUGGGCGGGGGCGGGGGCGCCGGCGGGAGGCGGUACUCCUCGUCCUCCGUCACCGUGGUGCCGCGGAUCUGCAACGGCGCGGCCGGCGACGUGGUGGUCCGCGCCGGCGCCGUGCGGCGGAGGAGCAGCGUGAAGAAGAUGGUGCUCAUGAUCACCGACGGCGGCGUCGCGAGCGGCGGCGGCGGCGGCGGCGUCCGGUUCUCCGGGUCGCAGAAGGCCAGCCUCAUGUUCCAGGACUGCGCGUACGAGGACGACGACGAGGACGGCGCCCGCGAGGAGGACGAGGAGCGGUGCUCCGACGGCGGCACCGCCGGGGGCGAGAGCGAGAUCAAGUGGGACUCCAUGUUUCAGGACCUCAAGCCGACGUGAGCUGCGUGCGCGACGACGCCGAGCAGAACAUUUCCUCUUGCUCCCUCGAUCCCUUCUCGUGAUCGAGUUUACUGUUUUCUUGGUGUGCUUGCGAGGAUGUGGCCUCUGGUUUUGUCCUCUGUAAAAUGAAUGGUUUUGGAGUGAUGAGUGAAGAACUGAAGAUCAGGAA
Molecule: messenger RNA, 1166 nt
Organism: Aegilops tauschii subsp. strangulata
Lineage: Eukaryota; Viridiplantae; Streptophyta; Magnoliopsida; Poales; Poaceae
Source: RefSeq, a predicted model, not a curated record